UCGCCGGGCACGGUCCCCUCCCCCCAGGUGGGGGUGGGGCGCCGCCAGCCGCCCCGAUCCUCAGCUUUGUCAUUGAUCCCUAGGUGCUCGCCUCGCUGCCGACCUGGCUUCCAGACUGACUCGGCAGGACCUCGCGUCCUCGCCUGCGUCCUGCCCCCAAAACUGACAGGUGCUCCCUGCGAGUCGCCACGACUCAACGCCUCUCCUCCGCGUCCCCACCCCCUCUUUCCUCCCUCGCCUCCCCCCCACCCCAGGCACUUCGGCACAGCUCAGGAUUUGUUUAAACCUUGGGAAACUGGUUCAGGUCCAGGUUUUGCUUUGAUCCUUUUCAAAAACUGGAGACACAGAAGAGGGCUCUAGGAAAAAGUUUUGGAUGGGAUUAUGUGGAAACUACCCUGCGAUUCUCCGCUGCCAGAGCCGGCCAGGCGCUUCCAUCGCAGCGCAACCUUCCCCAGGCUGGGCUGAGCCUCCGAGUCGCUGCUUCCCCAGUGCCCGCCGCCAGUGAGCCCUCGCCCCAGUCAGCCAAAUGCUCCUCCUCGGCCUCCUCCUGCUGACAUCUGCCCUGGCCGGCCUGAGAACCGGGACUCGGGCUGAGUCCAACCUGAGCAGCAAGUUGCAGCUCUCCAGCGACAAGGAGCAGAACGGAGUGCAAGAUCCUCAGCAUGAGAGAAUUGUCACAGUAUCUGCUAAUGGGAGCAUUCACAGCCCAAAGUUUCCCCACACUUACCCAAGAAACACUGUGCUGGUGUGGAGAUUAGUUGCAGCCGAUGAAAACAUGCGGAUCCAGCUGACGUUCGAUGAGAGAUUUGGGCUGGAAGAUCCAGAAGAGGACAUCUGCAAGUAUGAUUUUGUAGAAGUUGAGGAGCCCAGUGAUGGAAGUAUUUUAGGAUGCUGGUGUGGUUCUGGGACUGUGCCAGGAAAGCAGAUCUCUAAAGGAAAUCAAAUCAGGAUAAGAUUCGUUUCCGAUGAGUAUUUUCCAUCGGAGCCUGGAUUCUGCAUCCACUACAGUGUUGUCAUGCCACAAGUCACUGAAACCACAAGUCCUUCAGUGUUGCCCCCUGCAGCUUUGUCGCUAGAUCUGCUCAAUAAUGCCGUGACCGCCUUCAGUACCUUGGAAGAGCUCAUUCGGUAUCUAGAGCCUGAUCGAUGGCAGAUGGACUUGGACAGCCUGUACAAACCGCCAUGGCAGGUUGUGGGCAAAGCGUUUCUUUAUGGGAAAAAAAACAAAGUGAUGAAUCUGAACAUUCUCAAAGAGGAGGUAAGACUCUACAGCUGCACUCCUCGGAACUUCUCGGUGUCCAUUCGGGAAGAGCUAAAGAGGACAGAUACCAUUUUCUGGCCAGGUUGUCUCCUGGUUAAGCGCUGUGGAGGGAAUUGUGCCUGUUGUCUCCAUAAUUGUAACGAAUGCCAGUGUGUCCCACGUAAAGUUACAAAAAAGUACCACGAGGUCCUUCAGUUGAGACCAAAAAUUGGAGUCAAGGGAUUGCAUAAGUCACUCACUGAUGUGGCUCUGGAACACCAUGAGGAAUGUGACUGUGUGUGUAAAGGAAACACUGGAGGAUAACUGUAUCCUCCACAGCAGUGCACAUCCCCACUGGCAUCCUGAAUCCCCCACUAGCAUCCCACAUCCCCACCAUCAUCUGCCACAGGGCCAUCAGAUGCUGCCAUCAACUGUGGUAAAGAUCUUACUCAUUGUUUCCAUCUGAAAUCUAAGUUGUC
Messenger RNA from Phodopus roborovskii (desert hamster), 1719 nucleotides. It is a transcript of the gene Pdgfc, whose product is annotated as platelet derived growth factor C. Gene Ontology annotation, cellular component: membrane. Gene Ontology annotation, biological process: positive regulation of phosphatidylinositol 3-kinase/protein kinase B signal transduction; positive regulation of protein autophosphorylation; positive regulation of cell population proliferation. Gene Ontology annotation, molecular function: growth factor activity; platelet-derived growth factor receptor binding. NCBI's taxonomy places the organism in Eukaryota, Metazoa, Chordata, Mammalia, Rodentia, Cricetidae. The transcript has 6 exons. Bases 527 to 1564 code for a protein of 345 amino acids. The record is from RefSeq and is a predicted model, not a curated record.